GCACAUCCAGUCUCCGUGCUUAAGCGUCUUGGUCCGCAGCUUUUCGUCUUCUUCCAGUUUGCACACCGUUCUCCUCUCGUCACACAAGCUCAUUCGCCAUGAGUUCCGGCAAGACGCUGGCCCUGGGCGGCGAGCGCGUCUCCGGUAAUGACGUGCGACAGCAGAACGUGACGGCUGCGGUGGCCGUGGCCAAUGUCGUCAAAAGCUCCCUGGGCCCUGUGGGUCUGGACAAGAUGCUGGUCGAUGAUGUCGGGGAUGUGACCGUGACCAACGAUGGUGCUACCAUUGUGCAGAUGCUCGAGGUCGAGCACCCGGCUGGCAAGGUUCUCGUCGAGCUGGCUCAGCUUCAGGAUCAGGAGGUUGGCGAUGGCACGACCAGUGUCGUUAUUGUUGCCGCAGAGCUGCUCAAGGGCGCUGAUCAAUUGGUGCGCGAAAAGAUUCAUCCCACCUCAAUUAUCAGUGGCUUCCGCCUGGCCAGCAAGGAGGCCAUCCGGUAUAUUCAGGACCAUCUCAUCAUCAACACUGACGAUCUGGGCCGUGAGGUUCUGCUCAACGCAGCGCGCACCUCGAUGAGCUCCAAGAUUAUCGGCGCUGAGUCGGACUUUUUCUCCAACAUGGCUGUCAACGCCAUGAUGGCAGUCAAGCGCACAGGAUCACGCGGUGAUGCCAAGUACCCGGUCAAGGCGGUCAACAUCCUCAAGGCGCACGGUGGUAGCGCUAAGGAGUCGCGCCUUAUUGAUGGCUACGCCCUCAACUGCACCAUUGCUUCCCAGGCCAUGCCCAAGCGCGUGGAGAAUGCCAAGAUUGCGUGCCUCGACUUUGAUUUGCGCAAGGCGCGCAUGAAAAUGGGCGUUCACGUUUUGGUCAACGACCCGGAGAAGCUGGAUGCUAUCCGCCAGCGUGAGGCGGACAUGACCAAGGAGCGCAUCCAGAAGAUUCUGUCCACUGGUGCCAACGUCAUCCUGACCACGCAGGGCAUUGAUGAUCUCAACCUCAAGUACUUGGUGGAGGCUGGCUGCAUGGGCGUGCGUCGUGUGGCUAAGGAUGAUCUCAAGCGCAUCGCGCGGGCCACUGGUGGCUCCAUCGUUAUGACCAUGGCUAACAUGGAGGGUGACGAGGUGUUUGACGCCUCGAGCCUGGGACAGGCCGAGCUUGUGGAACAGGAGCGUGUGUGUGAUGACGAGUUGAUUGUGAUCAGCCGACCCAAGGCCAAGUCUUCGGCCUCCAUCAUCCUGCGCGGCGCCAAUCUGUUCAUGCUUGAUGAGAUGGAACGUGCAGUGCACGAUGCUCUUUGCGUGGUCAAGCGCGUUUUGGAACACAAGAAAGUGGUGCCGGGCGGUGGUGCCGUCGAGGCCGCCCUCUCCAUCUACCUUGAGAACUACGCCACCUCCCUUUCCUCUCGCGAGCAGCUGGCUAUUGCUGAGUUUGCCAAGGCCCUGCUGGUCAUUCCCAAGACGCUGGCCGUCAAUGCUGCCUGUGAUGCCACCGAACUGGUGGCCAAGCUGCGUGCCGUGCACAACAUGUCUCAGACCCAAGAGGAUAAGGCAGAUUUGAAGUGGGUGGGUCUGGACUUGACCAAGAACCAGGUCCGUGACAGCUUGAAGAAUGGUGUGCUUGAGCCCGCCAUUUCCAAGAUCAACAGCAUCAAGUAUGCGACCGAGGCCGCCAUUACGAUAUUGCGUAUUGAUGACAUGAUCAAGAUUGCACCGCGUCAGGAGGAUCCCAACUCUUACCACAACGCCGUGGCCAGUGGCCAGCUGAACGGUUAA
Molecule: messenger RNA, 1769 nt
Organism: Monosiga brevicollis MX1
Lineage: Eukaryota; Choanoflagellata; Craspedida; Salpingoecidae
Exons: 5
Coding region: 99-1769 (556 amino acids)
Biological process (GO): protein folding
Cellular component (GO): chaperonin-containing T-complex
Molecular function (GO): ATP hydrolysis activity; ATP-dependent protein folding chaperone; ATP binding
Source: RefSeq, a predicted model, not a curated record